Messenger RNA from Danio rerio (zebrafish), 708 nucleotides. The record is from RefSeq and is a predicted model, not a curated record. Lineage: Eukaryota; Metazoa; Chordata; Actinopteri; Cypriniformes; Danionidae.
CUCAGGUUCGUCUUCUGUCAUAAUGUUUUCUGUCUAAUCUGCAGGGUUUUGUAUUAUUUUUCAGAGUUUUACAGAAUUUUCUCACUAUUAGAUUAGAGCAGAAGAGUCACAGGAGUGAGCAAUGUCAUAAAUGUGAUGUAUUUCUCUUCAGGAUCUUUACUUGACAGAUAUGUGCUUGGAGAGAAGCUGGGAGAGGGACGCCAUGGCACUGUCUAUUUGGCUACACGGAAAUCUGACGGCCAGAAGGUUGCCAUAAAAAUUGUGAUUAAGGAUUAUUAUGGAGAGUUGUACCACGUGGAUGGAUAUUCUACAUAUGUGAUCCCAGAAGCACGUCAUAUGAUGAUCCUCAAGAAACCUCCGCUCUGCCCGUACAUCAUAGAGCUGUACGAGUACGCCAUGGAGGGAAAGAAUAACUACCUGGUCAUGGAGUACGCGUCCUCGUACAUAACCUUGGGGAAGUUCAUCACGGAGAACAAUGGCUGCCUGAGUGAGAGUGUUGCCCGGCAGCUGAUCGUGCAGCUCAUUAUUGCUGCACAGCACUGCAUUGAGCAUGGCAUAUUCCAUGGGUCCAUGAAUCUAGAAAACAUCCUGGUCAAUCCAAAGACCCUGGAGCUCAAGCUGAUUGAUUUUGGCUACAGUUUUUAUGUUUCAAAAGGCUGCUGGAGAUGCCCCACUCUGGGUGAGUUGGCUUUUAGUGCUGCUUAUUAA